Molecule: messenger RNA, 4374 nt
Organism: Gadus morhua (Atlantic cod)
Lineage: Eukaryota; Metazoa; Chordata; Actinopteri; Gadiformes; Gadidae
Gene: spag17
Product: sperm associated antigen 17
Exons: 27
Coding region: 142-4359 (1405 amino acids)
Biological process (GO): epithelial cilium movement involved in extracellular fluid movement; axonemal central apparatus assembly
Cellular component (GO): axonemal central apparatus
Source: RefSeq, a predicted model, not a curated record
CGGACGACGCGCUGUCGUAAGGACCGUUCACUAAAACCAGAGGUUAAAGUUAAAUACGCUGUCAAAGUAACGUCAUUAAUUACUAACAUAAUUUGUAUAGGCAACGUCAUUCUAGUCGUUAUAUUGUAGCCCGUUGAACAGAUGCCUCCUAAGAGAGGUCGCAGCGGCCAGACGAUGGCGGCGGCGGCGACGAACCCAGGCUGGGAGGACGGGUUGAGGACUGCGCCGUUUGAGGAGGGUUCAUGGAGGGCCUGUGUGUCCCUGGUGGUUGGGGGAGCCCCAGCAGAAGAGGAGCUGAUGGGGGCUCUACAGCUGGCCGUGCAGCAGCCCCAACGCAGGCUCUUCACCCUGUUGAGUCGGGCAGCCGUCGAGUCCACGAUCCAUGACCUGGGAAACCCCAAAGCCAAGAGGCCCAAAGACCUCCCCAUGUUCUACGAGGUGACGGAGACAGCCAAGCUGCUGCUGGAUGCAGGUGAGGACGUUCCCUGUGAGCUGAUGGCCUUCGUCCUCAAGUUCCAAAUGCUGCAGGUCAAAGCUAGCGACGAGCACCGGAGGGCUGGCCGGCAGGGCUCUGAGGAUACGGCCCAGAGCAAGGCCGGCCCCGCCUCAGCCUCCAAGCGCAAGCCCCCAGAGAACAAGGCCCAGAAGGGCGUGGCGCCGGAGGCCCCGGGCCCCGAGAAGCAGACCCAGCUGAAGAGGAGGGGGGAGGUCGUCCAGACCGUCCAGUACAUAGAUGAUGAGCCAGAGGACGGGCCCCAGCACUACAUCCUGUUAACGGGCUUCCACCAGGCCCAGCUGCUGCCCGCCCUGGAGGCGCUGGGCGUGGCCGUGGACCAUGUGAUCAAGGUGGAGCGGGAGCACGCUCCAGAAGACAGGGACCCCUCAGGCCAGGGUGGGGAGCGGCCCGGGACAGCCCAGCAGCUGGAGGAGUUCUGGUCCACCCUGGGACGGGUCCUGGAGGGGGGGCCCGCCCGCUCUAAGCUCCAUGACCUGGCUCGUCUCAGCCUCACCGUGGGGGACCGCUUCAAUGAUCCUGGAGCCACGUUGGCGUUGGGAGGGUAUAUCUUCGAGGGCGUGGCCUGUCUGAUCUACGCCUGGCUGGCCCAGCAGAGAGAACAUCAGAACUACCUGGAACACCUGCACCUUACCACCAUACCUACUGUAAUUGAUGAGAGUGUCCAGAACUCCAGAAGGGAAGACGCUCCGAAGGUCCUGAGCAGAGAUGUGGACAUGCGUUACUAUGACAACCUCCUGGAGCAGCUGCCUCCGGAGGCCUGGUCUGUACCCGUCAUCUUACACUGCAUGCUGGAACAGGUGGAGAUGUUUCCUCCAGAGGAAGGAGAAAGUGUUGCUGAACCUGAGCUCACCCCCGCACCCCCUGGGAUCCACCGCGGCCUGGCCAGCUGCCUGCUGGAGAAGUUCUUACCUCUGGCUCGGAGCCAGGAGGAGAGGAGACGCAUGCUGGAGCACCUCCUCCCAGAGGAGGAGAGGAGACGCACGCUGGAGCACCUCCUCCCAGAGGAGGAGAGGAGACGCACGCUGGAGCACCUCCUCCCAGAGGAGGAGAGGAGACGCACGCUGGAGCACCUCCUCCCAGAGGAGGAGAGGAGACGCACGCUGGAGCACCUCCUCCCAGAGGAGGAGAGGAGACGCACGCUGGAGCACCUCCUCCCAGAGGAGGAGAGGAGACGCACGUUAUCCCCAGGCCAGAAGCACAGCAAGGCGCCUCAUGGUUUGGACCCCAUGCUUGUGGAAGGGUCCAUGCUCCAGUCUGCCCCCGUGUGGCGGCUGAUAGGCUCUGCAGCUCAGAGGGGGACCAGCAGAACCACCGCCGCGUUCAAGCAGCAGCUGCUCCACUACUGUACCAGUGAGGAGGCCUCGUCGUCCACAGUGGAGCACCUGUUGCACGGCAGGCUGCUGGAGAGCAUGCCUCUAGCUGCAGUUGACCAGCAGGGGGCGCUGAUAAGGAACGACCCACCUGCCAACGGCACACAGCAGCCACAGCCGCCACACGGUGCACGGCCUGAAGCACCCUGUCCUCCUGCCACAGAUCAGACCUUUGUUACCCAGGAGCCCGAGUCCCCAGAGAACACAUCAAGUCUCUUGGAGAAGUUGGACAUCUUCCAGAAGGGCCGGCUGAGAUCUUUCUCUGAGCACCGCUACGCUGAACACCACGACCCCAACAUCUUCCCCCAGGUCCUCCAGGCUGCGAUGGACGCAGCCCUCUGCCUAGACUCCUUCCAGAGCCCCCUGGACCAGACUCUCUAUGUCGUCUGUCACAGUCCCCGGAGCUCCCAGAAACGCUGCCACGAAUCCUGGGACACCGUUCUCCACACUGACGUGGCCUUCAGAAAGUACCAGGAACACGUGGCCAACGUCAUCUCUGAUUGGACGAGACUGGAGGGGACCAAGAGAGAGGCGGAGCAAACCAGGAACAUGAGGCUCCUGGAGCCACCACAUGACGCGCCCCCCGCCCCUGAGGAGAGCUCCCCGGAGCCCAGCCUCAGAGAAGACUCCCUGAAGGCGUGGAAGUUGGAUCAAGAGCAACGCCAGCAGGAGGCGGAGCCUGGCGAGAAGGGAGGGAGGGAGGGCGGUCUGAAGAGAGGCCCCUCCUCCACCGCUGCUGGAGGCAAAACCUCGGCCCGGACCAGGAAGCAGGAGACCACAGGGGGGGCCCCCGUGGGUCCCCAGGACCAGCCCCCAGGAGGCCCCACCGCAGGGCCCCCAACCACAGGGCCCCACGACCAGACCGCAGAGCCCCCAACCACAGGGGCCCCAACCACAGGAGCCCCAACCGCAGGGCCCCCAACCUCAGGGCCCCCAACCACGGGGCCCCCAACCGCAGGGCCCCGGGACCAGCCCCCAGGCGGCCCCACCGCAGAGGCCCCCGCUGGGCCCCACGACCAGCCCCCGGGGCCCCAUGACCAGCCCCCGGGGCCCCAGGACCCGGCCGCAGGGCCCCAGGACCCGGCCGCAGGCUGCCCCCCCAGCCCUGUGUUCCGGGGUUACCGUAUGGACGGUCAGCUGGUCCAUGUUUCCGGACGCCUUCAACACCUGUUCCCUUCAGACGGGGGGCGCGUCACAGUGCACAGGGUCCGCUUUGUGCAAGGUUCCAGUCUCAUUCAAGUUGCUGUGAAGAAGGACGGCCAUCACUUCAUCACCCACCGCGUGGAGACGGAGUCGGAGCAAACACCUCUGGAGGAAGACCUCGGACCUCCAGGCAGCGACGGUGUGGAGCCACAGGGAUCCUUCUCAGCUCUUCUGGACAACGGCGUCCGUCUUUCUUUUCGCUACGAAGGCAAAGCUGGAAAAGACACAACAGAUCCAGUGUGUCCCCAGGAGGGGACCCAGGACAGCCCCGGCCCCCCCGGUGUCUCCCCAGGGUCUCCCUGCUGCCCAGGCGGCCUUGACCUCCCAGCUGGGCCUACGUCAGAUGAGGAGCGGUCUCAGUGUUGUCUGUUCAACAGUCUCCACCUGUCUGCUGCUGACGGCUGGACUAUGAAGUUCUUCAUAGAGGACACACCAGAGACCCCUGGACAGCGCACCCUGCUGGUGAGGCAGAGCAUCCCGGCCUGGCAGGAUGGGGUUGCCGUGGCGAUGCCUGCGGAGCUGUCCCGUGUGGUCACGGGCCAGGGAGCCGUGGUCAGACACAUGACAGACGGGUCCACUGAGGUGCUGUUUCCAGAUGGGGCGGUGUCCUUCAGCCCAGACUCUGGCCCCGUCUGGCCGCCGCUCUCUGAGCGCCAACAGGAAGAGGCUGAGGUGAACACUGUGGCAGACGGCUCCACCCCCCCCGGUCGAGGACGCUGGGUCACCACAGCCCCCUCGGGUGCCAGGGUCUGCACGGUGGGCAGCACCCACGAACACAUCCCCACGGCCGCACUGCUCUCUGUGCACGCCACGGACCCCCUCAGCCAGGCUGUGAUGCUGACGCGACAGGACCGCGUGGUACGUGUUGAGGAACCGGACGGAACCCUGACUGUGGAACACGCAGAUGGAACCAGAAUCACCAGCUUCUACCAGGGGAAGAACUCCUACCAGGAGAGCUCCUACCAGGGGAAGAACUCCUACCAGGGUAAGAACUCCUACCAGGGGAAGAACUCCUACCAGGAGAGCUCCUACCAGGGAAAGAACUCCUACCAGGAGAGCUCCUACCCGGGUAAGAACUCCUACCAGUGGAAGAGCUCCUACCAGGAGAGCUCCUACCAGGGUAAGAACUCCUACCAGGAGAAGAACUCCUACCAGGGGAAGGCCUCCUACCAGCGGAAGAACUCCUACCAGAGGGCCUCCUACCAGAAGGCCUCCUACCAGAAGGCCUCCUACCAGAAGGCCUCCUACCAGGGGAAGGCCUCCUACUAGAAGGCCUCCUACCAG